UUUUCUGAGAGACUUCCCUAACUUCGGUUUUCCAAAUGAAAGGUGUAUUUUGGCGCGCAUGCGCACUUAGGUGGCAGGAGGGUACUUAAGGCGCGGCCACCAGAGCUGCAGCAUUUCGCCCAGCAACAGAUUCCAAAACCAGUAAACCUCUGCGAACCCUUGCUUUCGACCACCCACCCACUCUCGGAACCAUGGCUGCAGUGGCAGCAGCCUCGGCAGAACUGCUCAUCAUCGGCUGGUACAUCUUCCGCGUGCUGCUGCAGGUGUUCCUGGAAUGCUGCAUUUACUGGGUAGGAUUCGCUUUUCGAAAUCCUCCAGGGACACAGCUCAUUGCGAGAAGUGAGGUGUUCAGGUACUCCCUGCAGAAGCUGGUGCACACGGUGUCCCUGACGGGGCGGCAGGUGGUGGGGGAACGCAGGCAGCGAGCCCCCAACUGAGGCCCCAGCUCCCUGCCCUGGGCGGCCGAAUCAUCAAGUGUUCCUGUGCUUCUGGACCAGCAUGGGAGCUAGAGCCGCACAGGAAUGGGGGGUCCCCUGUGCUCCUUCGUCAGAGGAGCACUUGCCAAGGUCAGUGAGGGGCCAUUAGGCUCCCGGAAAAGCAGCACUGACAAUGAUGAAGAUAUCAGUUCCCUUCCUGGUCCCUUUGCCCCUGUCCCACUAACGGUGGGUGGGAGAGGAGGGGAAAUAGGGGAGCAACCCUUGAGAUAUGGGCAUAGGCACCACAUUCUAUCUGGAUCAAGUAGGGACAGCACCAUCUCAGCUGCACAAGAUCCUACCACGGAGAUCCAACACCCCGUCAUCAAGCAGAAUGGCCAUUCUGACAUCACCAGCUGAAGUCCUGAAUCUUGGUGUCAACUGUGUGCAGCACUGGGAGAGUGGAGGGCAUGGGUGGUGGAGGAAAAGGGUUAAGUGGGGCCUUCUUGCUGUCCCUUGCCUAUGGCAUGCAUAUUCCUGCCUUGCUCCCUCAUUCCCCCAUUCCCCUGCCUUCCAAAGCCCUCCCCAAAAUGUGUCAGUUGAUUCUGACCUAUUCAACCAGUAAUUGAAUCCCACCUUUACCAAAACACUGUCUCCAACUCCCGGCUCUUCACCGACCUUGCUUAUCCCUGGUCUCACGCAGCAGUUGUGGUCAAUACUGUGGUAGUUGCUAAUUGUACUGGUUUAAGUGUGCAUUAGUUGUGUCUCCCCAGCUAGAUUGUAAGCUCCUGGAGACAGGGACCACCUCCAC
Molecule: messenger RNA, 1224 nt
Organism: Arvicanthis niloticus (Nile rat)
Lineage: Eukaryota; Metazoa; Chordata; Mammalia; Rodentia; Muridae
Product: neuronatin
Biological process (GO): brain development; positive regulation of insulin secretion
Cellular component (GO): cytoplasm
Source: RefSeq, a predicted model, not a curated record